AUGCUCGCUCGUUAUCUCCCGUUCAUCACGGCCGCCUCAGCCGCCCUCACCUACAAAGGUGUCGAUUGGUCCUCGGUCAAGGUUGAGGAGGACUCGGGCGUCUCUUAUUCCACGGCCAGCGGCACUGGGGAGUCCCUCGAGAAGAUCCUGUCCUCUUCGGGUGUUAACACCGUUCGCCAACGUAUCUGGGUCAACCCUUCUGACGGCAAUUACGACCUCGAGUACAAUCUCGCCCUUGCGAAGAGGGCAGAUGCUGCCGGGCUAGGCGUCUACCUUGACCUGCACUUCAGUGACACGUGGGCGGACACCGGCAACCAGGCAAUUCCCUCGGGAUGGCCUACGGACCUGAACGACCUGACCUACAAGCUGUACAACUACACCAAUGACUUGUCCAACCAGUUUGCCUCGGCGGGGAUCACGCCGAAGAUAAUUUCCAUCGGCAAUGAGAUCGGCAUGGGACUGCUCUUUCCAACGGGCAAGUACAGCGACGAGGCUUCUUUCAGCAGCAUUGCCUCUCUCCUCCACAGCGCCGCAUGGGGAAUCAAGGACUCGAACCUGGAGACCGCUCCCCAGAUCAUGAUCCACAUUGCGAACGGCUGGGACUGGGACACGGUCGAAUGGUACUAUUCGGGGAUCCUGGGGGCAGGCGAGCUCGAGACGUCGGACUUCGACAUCAUCGGCCUGUCGUACUACCCCUUCUACAACGCCGAGGCCACGCUGGCCAACCUCAAGACGUCGCUCAGCAACGCCGCCACCAAGUGGGGCAAGGGCCUGGUCGUCGCCGAGACGAACUGGCCGACCUCGUGCCCCAGCCCGGAGUACACGUUCCCGUCCGACACGACCGACAUCCCAUUCUCGGCCGAGGGCCAGUCGACGUGGCUCAAGGACGUCGCCGAGGUGGUGGCGGGGGUCAAGAGUGGCCUCGGGCUGUUCUACUGGGAGCCGGCGUGGCUCGACAACGCCGCGCUGGGAAGCUCGUGCGAGUACAACACCAUGUUCUCUGCGUCCGGCGAGGCUCUCUCGAGCCUGUCGACGUUUUCUAGCCUGUAG
Molecule: messenger RNA, 1050 nt
Organism: Diaporthe citri
Lineage: Eukaryota; Fungi; Ascomycota; Sordariomycetes; Diaporthales; Diaporthaceae
Exons: 3
Coding region: 1-1050 (349 amino acids)
Biological process (GO): pectin catabolic process
Molecular function (GO): glucosidase activity
Source: RefSeq, a predicted model, not a curated record